ACGGGGAAGCCAGCGGGGCAAGAGCUGCCCGCGGAGCACCAUGCUGGAGUCCAUCCGUGUCACCGAAAAACUUCACUGGCCUAAGACAGAGCUUUCUAAAAAAUCAGUCCUGAGUCCAGAAGAACAUAAGCUGAACAUUAAUAAUGAAAACAGCCUCCAGCACCCACCUUCUGGGAUCCUUAAGGACAUUUUCACAACAGGAACCAGUAGCUACAAUGUCCUUCUGCAGAGCAAAGAGGAGAAAAAACACCACGCUCAAAAGCAGUCAUCUGCUCACCACAAGAAACACAGAAAAACUAUGAAGUGUUCUACCACCUUGCGAAGCAAUGAGCACCGCAAAAUCAAAGUCCCACUACCCUUGCUCAGCGGUGGGUGGUACUGCACAAACAGACAGCCCUCCAUCAUUGUCACUGGCCCAGUGUCUACCAGCAUGAAGUUUACAAACAGUAUUUCGGUUGCAGGGAGCAGCGUAGGACUGCCAUCACGACCCAGAAGUAGAACUAAGAGGCAUUUUAAUCUAACAAAGCCAAAGCAAUCCCAGUCCUCAAAAAGCCAUGGAAAAGAAAGUGAUGUCUCAGGCCAAAAACUCUGUUUACUGACUGCAAUCAAGCCUUCCAAUGUAGAGAAAGAGAAGAUGAAAUUCUUCAAGUCAGAUUUCACAUACAAUCCUCAAUUUGAAUAUGCAAACCCCGCUCUGCCAAGCGUGUUAGCUAAGCACAGCCAUGCAUCUGACCGAUUUCUUAAGCAGUCCAUUAACAUUAUGGAGCGGACAUUGCAGAAAUACGGAAGCUAUGAAAAAUUUGAACAGGCCACUGGAGGCAGCUUGCUGACCAAAAGUCGCAUCUGGAAUCACGUCAGGAAAUAUAUGGUGAAAGAAGGCUGUCUUGGUGAGAUUGUGGUCCAUCUCACGGAGGACCUGCUAUCUCGAGCCUCAAUGACAGUGGUGAAUGGCCGCCCCACUCUCACUAUCAAUAUCUCCACUGCACGAGAGCACUGGCUGGAAGGGAUGCUGAGACAUGAAAUUGGAACUCAUUAUUUUCGGGGUUUUAACAACAACAGCCAGCCUUGGUGCAACUGGAACGGACGUAGAAAACACGGGCUAAAACCAAUCAACCCUACAGAAGAAGGGCUAGCAAGCAUUCACAGUGUCCUGUUCCGCAAAGACCCUUUUCUUUGGAGAGCUGCCCUGCUCUACUACACAGUAUAUCAGGCUAGCCAAAUGUCCUUCAGUCAGCUUUUCCAGGACGUGGGGAAAUUUGUUAAGGACCCCAAUACUAGGUGGGAUUACUGCGUACGAGCUAAGAGAGGGUGGACUGACACAUCACAACCAGGCUGCUUCAAUAAGGAUCAGGUGUACUUGGAUGGCAUCCUCCGAAUCCUGAGAUACAGGGAGUCCAUUGAUUUCCAUCUUCUGACAGCCCUUGGAAAGAUCUCGUAUGAGGAUGUGGACCGCCUCAAAGGAUUAGCUGUGAUCGAGAACAUGAGGGUACCACACUUUUUGCAAGACCAUGCCCGGUAUAUGGAGCACUUGGAAAAGAUCAUGGAAGUCAAUGAGCUGACUGAUGAGGAGCUCCAGGAUCUCAUAAAUUAACAGUAUUAGCCCACCAUUCACUUACUCUGUGAGGAUGUAGAACUGGACUUCCCAGAGCAUGCAAAAAUGGAUUUAUGAGGGGUGGGGCAGGAGGGAAGGGUGGCCAGAAUAUGU
Haliaeetus leucocephalus (bald eagle) is the source of this 1705-nucleotide messenger RNA. It is a transcript of the gene MATCAP2, whose product is annotated as KIAA0895 ortholog. Bases 41 to 1591 code for a protein of 516 amino acids. The record is from RefSeq and is a predicted model, not a curated record. NCBI's taxonomy places the organism in Eukaryota, Metazoa, Chordata, Aves, Accipitriformes, Accipitridae. The transcript has 7 exons.